UCCUCUGUGGUCGCGUGACGGACCUGCACAGCGGCUAGAGCCCUUCAGCAGGUCAACGUCCAGUAGCUCAGCGUGGAAGAACAUUUUUUUAUCUCGAAGGCGACCUUCUACACCUCCUUGUGCUGAGGGUAGCGUUAGCUGGGCUGUCCGACUAGAAGACGGAGGAAACAACGAAGUGUCCUUCUCAUGUCACACGCGCUACGUUCAUGUUAACCGGGGGAGAUGGGGGGUGUCUAGUGGAGGACGGGUCGAAGAGGACGGCUCGUGAGGACUAACGCCGUCAGACCAACGAAAACAAACGACGGUCCCGUGUUGACAUCUAGAUGUUGACGUCCUAGCUCGCGGGUGUUAGCCAGCUAGCUGUAUCGCAGACUGACACUGUCCCCAGACGAGGUGACGUUACCCGCGUAUUGUUGUUGGUGCGUGUCCGGAGACCAGCGGCGAGGAGCCGCCGUUAUGUCUCCGUCUAGCUAAGCUCGGUGUCGGCAGCAGCUUUCAACCCCUUUUUAAUAUUAAUUUGUGCAUGGUCAUGUCCAGCGGGGGGUGGCAUCAUGUAGACUGUCCCUCAGCACGGGUUCGGUGACCGGAGACACGCGAGUGUGUCCCGUGAGCCUCGCAGCCACCCAACUAGGUCAGAGAGCCACUGGCGCUGAUGCGCUUUAGCUCGGGCUCGCUGCUCGCCAUGCUCAUCCCCAUCUGCUCUGCGUGAUACAACAACGAGACCAGCCUGUUUCCGGGUGGCGAGGGGCAUCUGAUCGCGUUAUGCCCUCACUGCGUCUCUUAUUUAUGCAAUAAGGUGCACCGGGAGCAGCCUGCCAUGAAGUAACGCCGCAGCAUCACCGCGGUUGAGAGCAUCAUUUGCUCCGGUAUUAUUUUCUGACUAGCCCAACAUUUAAGGCGAUCCGCCAGCGGGCUGGACCGGGCUGGACCACUGGCCCGCCACGAUGGAGACGGUGGGGGAUUUUGAGUACAGCAGAAAGGACCUGGUCGGACAUGGAGCCUUCGCUGUGGUGUUCAAAGGAAGACAUCGGAAGAAGACGGAUUGGGAGGUGGCCGUAAAGAGCAUCAAUAAGAAGAACCUGUCCAAGUCCCAGAUCCUUCUUGGCAAGGAAAUCAAAAUCCUAAAGGAGCUGCAGCAUGAAAACAUUGUGGCACUUUAUGAUGUCCAGGAAACGCCCAAUGCUGUUUUCCUGGUCAUGGAGUACUGUAAUGGAGGGGAUCUUGCCGACUAUCUGCAAGCAAAGGGGACGCUGAGAGAAGACACACUGAGGAUCUUCCUCCAGCAAAUUGCUGCCGCCAUGCGCAUCCUCAACAGCAAAGGAAUCAUCCACCGUGACCUGAAACCGCAGAACAUCCUCCUGUCGUAUUUGGGGCACAAGAAGUGCAACAUCAGUGGCAUCCGCAUCAAAAUAGCUGAUUUUGGCUUUGCACGGUACCUUCAGAGCAACAUGAUGGCCGCCACGCUCUGUGGGUCACCCAUGUACAUGGCCCCAGAGGUCAUCAUGUCCCAGAAUUACGAUGCCAGGGCUGACCUGUGGAGCAUCGGGAUGGUCAUUUACCAGUGUCUGGUCGGCAAGCCACCCUUCCAGGCCAAUAGUCCCCAAGACCUGAGGAUGUUCUAUGAGAAGAACACGAAUCUACAACCCAUCAUCCCGAGGGAGACGUCCCAACAACUUGGCCACCUUCUGCUUGGGCUGCUGCAGAGGAAUCAGAAAGACAGGAUGGACUUUGACGCUUUUUUCAGCCAUCCUUUUUUGGAGCUGCCUUCCACCAUUAAGAAAUCGUGUCCGGUGCCGGUCCCCAGUGCUUCAAAUGCAGCGACGGACAGUUCCUGCGGCAGCUCCCCGUGCAUCCGCUACAACUCUCCUCCUUCUCUCCCGGACAUGCAGACACUAGCAGAAGAUGGUCUGUCGUCCCCUCCGCUCGGUCCGCCCAACUUCCUGCAGCUGUCCAAAGAGUCUGCAGGAAGCACCAGCAGUAAGAACUCGUCCUGUGACACUGAUGACUUCGUCCUGGUGCCUCACAUCUCUACUGACUGCUAUGACCAGCCAAUGGGAGCAGGCCGUCGGCCGUCCAGUGACUUCCUCAUGUGUGGAGGGCAACCGCAGCCCACCCCGGGACAGACUCCCAUGGUGUCCCCACGGGCUGAGACCACCCCCAUCCCUGUUCCCACCCAGAUCCGCAACUACCAGCGCAUCAAGCAGAACCUCUCCUGCAGCCCGACACCCAUGCUGCACAGCUCCCCCAGGUCUGGGACUGUGAGGCGGUCCAACACUAGUCCUCUGGGGUUUUCUAAGGUGGGGUCGGGGUCCCCCACUAUCGCAGACGUCCCUCAGACAGUAGGCAGGCGUCUCUCCACUGGCAGCUCUCGGCCCUACUCCCCCUCACCUCUUGUGGGCACCAUCCCUGAGCAGCUGGGUCACUGCUGCUGUCACCUGCAGAGCCACGAGCCUCGCAGCCGCAGCUCCUCAGGAGGUUCCCCCGUCCCAUCUUCUCAGCUCCUUGGGGCUCGGCUCCACAGCGCCCCCACCCUGACCGAGUUUUACCAGACCAGGCAGAAACUCCACAAGCAGUUGUCGGACCCUGUGCAGCCGGCCGCCUCCUCCUGCAGCCAUUCCCCUCAGUUCAGCCGACCAUCCAACCUCGGCACCUCCCCUACCAAGCUCCUGGGCUCCUCCCCCCGCACAUCCGACUGGCUGCAGAAGUCGCCGCUGCCCACGAUUAUUGGCUCCCCGACGAAGACCAUUUCGGCACCAUUCAAGAUCCCCAAAACGCAGGCGUCCUGUAACUUGAUGGCGCUGGCGGACAGUUCUGUGCCCACCAAGACGCUGGCAGAUACAAGAGAGAUCUGUGCCCACCACAGCAGCCCGUACCUCACUGGACGCCCAGCUGCCCCCGAGGCCAGCAGGACCUUUGGCAGGUCUGUGAGCACAGGUCGUCUGUCUGAGCAGCCAAUCAGAAUCACCCUGGGUGGACUGGCCUAUCAGGGCAGCACUGACAGCUUGAACACAGAGCGACCCAUGGACACAGCCCCUGCAGGUCCCGUCGGGCUGAUUCACUGUGGGUCAGCGAGUCCUCGUACGGUCCUCUUCACCGUGGGUUCACCGCCCAAUAGCAGCACUCCUCCUACCUGCAGCCACCUGGGCACACGACCACGCACCACCUCAGUGGGCUCCAACAGUUCGGCCGGCUCCCUGUGCUCCACCAGCGGUCGGGUCUAUGUGGGGUCUCCUCCAGGAGGCUUUGGUGGUGGGCAGGUUGUCCCUGGGACUGAGGGGGCACCCAGCAGCCUGCGCUAUGUUCCCUAUGGGACCUCCCCUCCCAGUUUGGACGGAUUCAUCACAUUCGAAGCACCGGAGCUGCCUGAGGAGACCCUCAUGGAGCGCGAGCAUACAGAUACCCUGAUGCACCUCCGGAUGAUGCUCUCCUUCACUGACUGCGUCCUGGAAAUGGCGGCAGUGCAAGCUGGAGGGACCGAGCUGGGCGUAUCGGCCGCCUCCAUCUACCCCCCCCAGGACAGCUUGGUCGUGGACCAGAUCAGCCAGCUCAGUAAAGAGUGGGGGCGGGUGGAGCAGCUGGUGCUGAACAUGAAGGCGGCUCAACUCCUGGCUUCCUCUCUCCACAUGGCCAAGGCUCAGAUUAAAUCGGCCAAGCUCAAUCCCUCUUCUGCUGUCAAACAGGUGGUGAAGAGUUUGAAUGACCGUUACAAAAGCUGCAUAUCCCUCUGCCGGCGGCUGACUGACAAACUCAACCACUUCUUCUCUGAUAAGCAACGCUUUGUGGACGAAAUCAACAGCGUCACCGCGGAGAAGCUCAUCUACAACAACGCUGUGGAGAUCGUUCAGUCAGCAGCUCUGGAUGAGAUGUUCAAGCAGACAGAAGACAUAGCCUACCGCUACAGCAAGGCCGCCAUGCUGCUGGACGGCCUGUCCAAGAUCCUACAGGACCCUACUGACGUGGAGAAUGUGGUCAAGUACAAGGCCAGCGUGGACCGCAGGAUCUCAGCCCUCUGCUACUGCACUGUCACGCUCUACGAGUAGCUACACACACAAACACACACACAUAUACAUACACAUACAUACACACACACACACACACACACAAAGGGACCAAGUCCUAAGACUAUUGACUCAUCCUCACAAAGCCGCCGGUCCUUCCUGUAGCAGUUGAAGCACUUUUCAUUUGAAUCAGUAUUUAUCGUCACACUGGCUGCAUCAUGGACUGAACUGUGACAAGCGACUGAUGCACGAAUGUACAACCAAAGAUGACAACGGAUCAACAAAAACAAAGGCUGAAGCCAGAUGUGGACACACAGCAUGCACUUUCACGUGCAUUUUUCUUCAGACGCGAUGUUGUCUGAAAACCAUCUGAUCAACAUGUAUAAAGAAAAACUCAUAUCCAUCUUUCAAGAUAUCAUUUGUUUUUUACCAGAAGAUGGACAGGACUAUGAGAUGCUGAUGAUCCUGCUUACUUUGUGAUAUCAGUGGUUUAUUUACUGUGUUUAGGUGUCAUUGUUCUUUAUUUAUUGGUUCAGAAGAACUUGGCUAUUUGAGUCUCCUGCCUGUCUUGAAAACCUCAAGUAUUGGAGUCUGAGGAGUUGGAAGAAACGAGCAACGGCUUACGGCCAAACAGAAACACAAACUCUUGUUACAAAAACAAGACCGCCAUGUAAGCAAAGGAACUUGUUAGUACUUUUUGUUCUUGUGUUGUGAGCUCAAGCACUUUAUUGUGGAUUGAGAGGAAGAGGAGUGGAUCUGUAGGCGUUCUGAAGGUGGACAUGUGAAGGCAGGUGAUUUUCUAAUCACUCGUGCUCCUAUCUUCAAGUCUCAACUGCUCUGCAUGCACGGGGAACCGGCCUACAGGACGCAUACGUUUCCCAGAAGGCAGAGCGACCAAGGCAAAGUGUAAUUGGCUGCAGCUCAACUUUGUGGGAACUCUUCUCUCGCGAUCAACUUGGUAUUUGAUAGAACCCUGUUUCUCUUUUUAGUUUGAAUUUUAUAUAUAAAGGGGCAUGCCACUGAUUUGAAGUAUGGAUAUUUAUCCACCUGUGCUACUUAAAAUUUGACUGUUUUUUUAAUCUAAUAAAAUUCCAAAAUGUCACGCUUGUUCUCCAACGUAAUGUUAAAUUGGUUGAAUAUCCCUUUUAAUUCCAGAUACAGUACUUGUGUCUCGCACAUGAAAAAAGUAGUUACUAUUUGAUUGCAGGCAUUUUAAAGGCGUCCUCUUUUGUUUACCAUUGACAUGUCACAUGCAGUUUCUCUCAAACAUCAAACCAAAAGAAUUUAUUAAAAGAAAAAAAAACUUUUCCACACAGCAGGAAAGCUUUGAUUUGCUUUUAUUUACACAAUAUUCAUUUUACACUUACAAAUUGUAGAAACGGCUUUGAGACGCUUCGAACAUUGUUACCCAGUUUAGUAGAAACAUAACGAACCCAUCGGGAGGUGUGUGUUCAGCGCAUUUGUUUGCGCCCCCCUCUGAAUGGCGCCCUAGGCGGCCGCCUAUACCGCCUGUAGGAAAAACCUCCCCUGCCAGUAGUAUACAGUCAUUGAUGGAAAAGGAGGUGCCUUCUUGUGAAUAUAGACGGAGGCCUGCUCCUUUUGUACAGGUGUGAAUACUUUCUUUUCUGUGUACAAAUGUUUAUAAAUGCAUUCACAGGCACCCAGUGGUCCGCGGGCCUGUUCCUCUGUUCUGUUUCUGAGACGUAUCCGGGUGACCGUUUCCCCGCUCGUCCUCGUCUUGAGCACUCUGAACCACACAAAGCCUUUUACUGCACACAGAGUGAAGAGGGACAAAUAAAGCUGAUGGAAACCCACCUGAAUCUUUGCUCUGCAGCAUUUAUUAGUCCAUGGACUGUUUUGGAUGAAGCGUGGGUACCGAGUCGGCGUCUUACCCUGUAGAACCUCUAGUCUUGAAUGUACGAACCCUGUUGUUUUACGCUUCUCCAGCUUGAGCUCAAUGCAUUGUGAAGUCACAACCAUGAUAAUGCAACUCUUUCCAAGCAUCGGUUUUUAAAAGAGAAAUGUCAACGUAAUACCUGUGUCCCUCACCAAGGGGUGUCUGUCUUUUUUUCUUUUAUGGAACACAAAUACAGUCUUUGUUAUUAAAAAGAGAAAACAUCCAAA
Molecule: messenger RNA, 6122 nt
Organism: Pseudoliparis swirei
Lineage: Eukaryota; Metazoa; Chordata; Actinopteri; Perciformes; Liparidae
Gene: ulk2
Product: unc-51 like autophagy activating kinase 2
Exons: 27
Coding region: 945-4040 (1031 amino acids)
Biological process (GO): peptidyl-serine phosphorylation; axon extension; autophagosome organization
Cellular component (GO): cytoplasm; autophagosome
Molecular function (GO): ATP binding; protein serine/threonine kinase activity
Source: RefSeq, a predicted model, not a curated record